CUCUCUCUUUCUCUCCUCCCCUUUUCGUUCCUCUCUUUCUACCUUCUUGCACUCUUGCUCAGAAAAAUAAUCCAUGGAGGCUCUCAGACUAGAAGCUCGAGCAUUAGGGUCCCUCUCAGGGGGUUCCACCCCGCUCAAGGCCCUUCUCCCUGGGGCAGACGGCUUCGUCCUUCCCCCUGGAGAUCCAGAGCUGUGCCGGGAGCAUGGAGAGACGUUUACCUUGUUCUGUGUGGAUGACCUGGAGCCAGUGUGCAGUCAGUGUGGACUGACUGAGACCCACGAGGGGCACAGAGUCUAUCCCAUAACGGAGGCUGUACCUGACUGUAAGGGGGAGCUGAACUCUUCACUGGGGAAGCUGCUCGGGAAGAGCAGGAGGUUUGAGAAGGUUACGCGGAUCUUUGAACACGCCUCCCAACACAACCAGAGCCAUGCCCAGCAGACAGAGAGACAGAUAAAGGAGGAGUUUGAGAAGCUGCACCAGUUCCUGAGAGAGGAGGAGGAGGCCAGGCUAGCCAGGCUGAGGGAGGAAGAGGAGGAGAGGAAUAGAGUGAUGAAGGAGAAGAGAGAGAGAGUGGGAAAAGAGAUGAAGCUGCUGGCUAAAACCAUCCGAGAGAUCGAGGAAGAGAUGAAGGAAGACAGGGAUGACAUCGCCUUUCUGCAGAAUUACCAGGAAACAGUAAAGAGGACGUGGCAGAGUCAUGGGGAGCCAGAGGAGGUGUGUGGUCCUCUGAUAGACGUGUCCAAACACCUGACCAACCUCCGUUACUCCGUCUGGAACGACAUGCUGCACAUAACCCCUUACACUCCAGUAACCCUGGACCCGACCACAUCCUGCCCAUCUCUGGUCCUCUCCCCUGGGCUAACCUCUGUCCAGCUGGGAAACGAGAGGAUCCAGAUCCAGCCUGCUAACCCAGAGAGAUUUGACCCGAUCGACUGUGCUCUGGGCUGGGAAGGAUUCAGCUCCGGCACCCACUGCUGGACCGUGGAGGUUGGAGAGAGCAGCAACUGGACAGUUGGUGUGGCCAGCCAAUCGGUGCGUAGGAGGGAGGAGUUUGAGGCGUGCCCGGAGGAGGGGCUAUGGACCCUCAGCCUACGGAAUGGGACGUACCGUGCCAUGACCACACCCUGUACCACCCUCCCUCUGGACUGGUCCCGCCCCUUUCACAGGAUCAAGGUGUUUCUGGACUGGGAGGAGGGUCAGGUGGAAUUCUGGGAUGCGAUGAGGGACAAACUCCUGUUCACCUUCACGCACCGCUUCACAGAGACGCUGUAUCCGUACUUCGAGAGCAGCUGUUCUAAGUGCUGGCUAGUGGUGUUACCCCAGAGAGUGUGUGUGGAGGUAGAGCUAGAUCCUAUCCCUGAGGAUGACGAUGGAGACCAGAUCCCACACGACGGAUCAUCCAAUGAGGGAGAGGAUACCGAGACUAGAUCCACUGACGACAGCAAGCUGACAGAAACCGGAUCCCCUGUCGGAGCCCAGAUCCCAAUGACCGGAUCUCCCAAGAUCUCAACCACUGACCAGAACCAAGAGACAAGAUCCCCUGACAAAACGUCAAACACUGGAUCCGCUCAAAGGAUGGCCUGGAUCCCAAAGACUAAAUCCACCGGUAAGGGAAAGGGAAAGAUCCCACAGACUGGAUCCGCUGUUCAGAAGCAGAUCAAAAACACGAGAUCCAAUGGAAGCUACCACAUCACGAAGGAUAGGCCGCUAAUCCAGGUCAGGAGGAUAGGAUCCACUGAGUGAUCCACUGAGUGAUCCACUGAGAGAUCCACAAGCAACAACACAGAGAUCAAGUUGCCCUGCAGCUCAGCCCAGAUCAUCCAACACAGACUAGAUCCCCCAACCUCCAUUGACUAGAUAUUCUACCUCCACAGACUAGAUCACCUACCUCCAUAGACUAGAUCUCCUACCUCCACAGACUAGAUCUUCUACCUCCACAGACUAGAUUCCCUACCUCCAUAGACUAGAUCCCCUACCUCCAUAGACUAGAUCCCCUACCUCCAUAGACUAGAUCUCUUUCCUCUACAGACUAGAUCCCCUACCUCCACAGACUAGAUCCCCUACCUCCACAGACUAGAUCCCCUACCUCCACAGACUAGAUCCCCUACCUCCAUAGACUAGAUCUCCUACCUCCACAGACUAGAUCCCCUACCUCCACAGACUAGAUUCCCUACCUCCACAGACUAGAUCUCCUACCUCCACAGACUAGAUCUCCUACCUCCAUAGAUUAUAUCGCCUACCUCCACAGACUAGAUCUCAUAGAUGCUGUCAUUGACUAGAUCACCAAACACACUAUAUUUGAGAUCUCUUACAAGCAUUUCUGUGUAAUGUUGUAAUACACAGUGUAUCAUAGUGGAGGUAAUGUUGUAAUACACAGUGUAUCAUAGUGGAGGUAAUGUUGUAAUACACAGUGUAUCAUAGUGGAGGUAAUGUUGUACCACACAGUGUAUUAUAGUGGAGGUAAUGGUGUAAUACACAGUGUAUCAUAGUGGAGGUAAUGUUGUACCACACAGUGUAUCAUAGUGGAGGUAAUGUUGUACCACACAGUGUAUCAUAGUGGAGGUAAUGUUGUAAUACACAGUGUAUCAUAGUGGAGGUAAUGUUGUAAUACACAGUGUAUCAUAGUGGAGGUAAUGCUGUAAUACACAGUGUAUCACAGUGGAGGUAAUGUUGUAAUACACAGUGUAUCAUAGUGGAGGUAAUGGUGUACCACACAGUGUAUUAUAGUGGAGGUAAUGUUGUAUUACACAGUGUAUUAUAGUGGAGGUAAUGUUGUAAUACACAGUGUAUCAUAGUGGAGGUAAUGUUGUAAUACACAGUGUAUCACAGUGGAGGUAAUGUUGUAAUACACAGUGUAUCAUAGUGGAGGUAAUGGUGUAAUACACAGUGUAUCAUAGUGGAGGUAAUGGUGUACCACACAGUGUAUUAUAGUGGAGGUAAUGUUGUAAUACACAGUGUAUCAUAGUGGAGGUAAUGUUGUAAUACACAGUGUAUCAUAGUGGAGGUAAUGUUGUAAUACACAGUGUAUCAUAGUGGAGGUAGUGUUGUAAUACACAGUGUAUUAUAGUGGAGGUAAUGUUGUAAUACACAGUGUAUCAUAGUGGAGGUAAUGUUGUAAUACACAGUGUAUCAUAGUGGAGGUAAUGUUGUACCACACAGUGUAUCAUAGUGGAGGUAAUGUUGUAAUACACAGUGUAUCAUAGUGGAGGUAAUGUUGUAAUACACAGUGUAUCAUAGUGGAGGUAAUGUUGUACCACACAGUGUAUUAUAGUGGAGGUAAUGUUGUAAUACACAGUGUAUCAUAGUGGAGGUAAUGUUGUAAUACACAGUGUAUCAUAGUGGAGGUAAUGAAGCAUCUGUUCUUCCAGUGUAAUGUGUUCUGAAUAAAGAACAAAUAAAGAA
Molecule: messenger RNA, 3403 nt
Organism: Oncorhynchus masou masou (cherry salmon)
Lineage: Eukaryota; Metazoa; Chordata; Actinopteri; Salmoniformes; Salmonidae
Product: E3 ubiquitin-protein ligase TRIM35-like
Exons: 8
Coding region: 74-1744 (556 amino acids)
Biological process (GO): protein ubiquitination
Cellular component (GO): cytoplasm
Molecular function (GO): zinc ion binding; protein binding; ubiquitin protein ligase activity
Source: RefSeq, a predicted model, not a curated record